Molecule: messenger RNA, 546 nt
Organism: Protopolystoma xenopodis
Lineage: Eukaryota; Metazoa; Platyhelminthes; Monogenea; Polystomatidea; Polystomatidae
Source: the annotation of a GenBank genome assembly
AUGGACUUUGUUCAGAUGGGAGGAUGGAAUGGUCUGACACUACUCACGAUUUUCUCCGACUCAGCUCCCGAAGUUAUCCUCAGCACCCCGAGUUUCCUUCCUGUCUGCCCCAUGCUCCCAAGUUUUCGCGUCGAGGUCUCGUUUGUGUCUGCCCGUGCUCCGAGAGGAGGCUGUUUGCUUUUGCUCACUCACGUAAGGGCUACGCUUGAGUUAAUGCGUGCAUUUGAGUUUGGCCGCAUAAUGGUUAGAGCCCCUCUUCCUACCGAUACAAGUGGUCCCCUUGUGCGCCAAUUAGCACGAACAAAUGCGCCAGAUUUUACUCUCCGCCGCCAUCGAGACUCCAACCUCCCUUUGCGAGUGGGCUUGGGGCUCGAGCCCAUGUGUGAUCGACCAGAGGGCCCACAGAGACACAUGGUCAUAAACCGACAAGCCUCAAAUGGGGCCAUGCAUGAGAGUCUUGAGAGCAUCAAGCAUGGCAUCACUGUGCUUGUUAUUUCCAGGGAUUACCGAUACUAUCCAAUACGCAUUUCUGACAAACACCUAUAA